Molecule: messenger RNA, 2318 nt
Organism: Ceratina calcarata
Lineage: Eukaryota; Metazoa; Arthropoda; Insecta; Hymenoptera; Apidae
Gene: Mtp
Product: microsomal triacylglycerol transfer protein
Exons: 4
Coding region: 194-2224 (676 amino acids)
Biological process (GO): lipoprotein metabolic process; lipid transport
Cellular component (GO): endoplasmic reticulum; basolateral plasma membrane; Golgi apparatus
Molecular function (GO): lipid binding
Source: RefSeq, a predicted model, not a curated record
GAAGAAAUUGUGAGAGAAUGGUCGCGGUGUUCCUAUAGUUUCAGUCUACCCCGAUCACGACCACGCAUCCAUGAACGCAAUUUUGCUCGUGUGUACUCGCGCAUAAGGACAGGCGGAUUCGAAUUUCGAAUACGGGAAGCUAUAAGUGAACAGGUGUAGUGGUUACGUGGACGCUCGAGGAACGAUACGGAGGAUGGCCUGCCCGGAAACACCGGUUACCAUGCUCACGGUUCGCCUCUUAUACGUUCUCGCGCUUUUCGGGCCCUACUGUCAAAUGGCACCAGCGGUGGCAGGUGCGACCAGAGGAUGGCACAUUGGCACCGGGUUAAAGUAUAAGCUGACCACGACCUUGCUGUUCAGCGAGGCCGUGCCCUCGAGAUCCAGCGAUGACGUUGGCUACAGGCUGACGGGGGAACUUAACGUCACCGCUGUCUGGCAGCGGCCGGACGAUAUUGACAGCUAUCUGCUCAGAGUCGAGGUGAUUGAAGAACAACGCAGCGCGCUCGAGGCUUCGUCUUUAGGGACAAUCAAGUCCGCUUCAGCCUUCCUAAAACUGAUACCGCUGAUAAAAAUGUCCACCGCCGAGGAUCUAUUAAAGAUCCUGAAGAGUCCACGGAAUCGUCAAAUAAAAUCCCAGUUGCUAGACAUGUACGGCGCGGCCUCGUCGAUUGCUAGUCACCAGGCUGCUAUGAAGGUGCUUCAGCAGGAUGAAAUUGGCGACGACACCGAGAGGUACCUCUGGGCCUUGUCCUUGUCCCCGAGUCCCAGUGCCGAAGUUGCUAAGAAUAUUUUAAAACGGUCAGAGGAGACUCAUCCGAAUGACAAAGUAUCCGAGACGAUUACUUUAACUGCAGCCGCGAUGGCGCGUCACUUGGAAUCUUCAGUGGCCAUAGACAAAGCCAGAGUCAGUUUAGAAAUUGGUUUGGACAGUUGCACUGGCGAGGAAUGUAAACUGAAAUUCCUGAGGGGUUUGAGGAACCUCAGGAGCAAAGCUGCGCUGCCGGUGUUGUUGAAAUUUGCUGUAGGCGAUAACAAAGCUCUCAGCGUAGCCGCUUGGAAAGCUAUAGCGGUCCUUCCGAAGGACUCCGUGACGGAUGAGGUGAAGAAAGCCGCGCGAAGAGUAUUUUAUCAGUUGGAUGUACCGAAGAGAGACAGCAGCGCUAGGACUUUCGCUUUGGACAUUAUUUUAGAAAUCAAUCCUACCAAACAAGAUCUUAAAAAUUUGAUAAAGUAUCUGAGCAGUCCCGACUCAGCUUAUGAAGUGAAGAAGUACGCCAGCCAACGCUUGGAGCAGCUCUCAGACACCAAUCCACAAUUCUCCGACUUAUUGAAACAAGUUUUAAUGGAAAACGAGUCGAUGAGAAGAGAUAUUAACAUCUAUAAUGCUUUUAUUGAAAAGGGAUUAAGCACUGCUUUCACCAGAAACUUUUUAAAAUCCAUAGACAGUAACGGAUCGCUAGUAACUGUUCAGGAAAUCCAGUCAGGAUUGAUGAAGAGAGGAAUAGUGGACGUUGUUUUCGAGGUAGGAGAUCAUGAAGAAGCUCUCUUCUCGUUAGGAUUAUUCGCCGGUGGCUUGUCCAGUUUCGUUUCGUCGAGUCAAGACGAAGAAGAUAAUGCCGACGAAGAAGCAGCCACAGCGGGGAUGGAGAUCGAUUUCCUUGGUGUUGGGAUCAGACCGUUCGUGUUCUUUUCUGGUCAGGGUGAAUUAAUGGGUCACGUUUGGUCUGGAACGGCCUCGGAAAGAACACCGGCGUUCCAAGCUCUGGCUGCUCUUCACAAUCACCGUGAAUACAUUCCUCUGAGCUCCGGCGUCAUUGCCGAAAUCGAUGUUCAAGGUGCCACGAGUUUCGACUUGGCCGGACAGAUUCAGUUGAGCCUCUGGUCCAGGAAUGCUCAAUCAUUGGUGGAUCUCAAAGCCGGAAUAGUGGUGCAAGGUGGCACUAAAGUGAAAUCGGACUUCGUGCAGAGCAUGGCCGAGUUCUCGAUGACUUUAGAACCGAAAUUGGAAUUAGCUACGGACGUAGAUUUCUCGGGACCGGUUUCUCUGUGCAUGAGGCUCAGUCAGCCAGAGAAUUUGAUCAAGUAUCAGGUUUACAAAGUGGAGAGGAUAACUGGGAGCAGGCAUAAGCUUAGAAAAACUAGGAGAGUCAGAAUCAAUAGUCCUGGCAGGUGUUAUUUGUUGAAUAGAAAAAAUAACGAGAUGUGCUCGAAGGUGUUCAGUUAAUUAUUUAUUAUUCGAACCCAGUUUUGUUAUUUUUAUUUUAUUUGUAAGGAUAUUGAAUGUUUUUAGGAACUUUUAUACAAAGAAUAAGGAUAGC